AUGCCUUAUACCCUUUUUACAACUAUGGCUAUUGAUGAUGAGAAUAUUUUUGAUAUUAGUGACCUACGGAUGCUUAAUGAUUUUGAUUGGACAGGCAGUGAACUUUGUGUUCCUCAGGAUCCAAUUGAGUGUAUUCCCUCUUUUCCUGAUUUUUAUUAUGGCCUCAUAUCAUCCAACGAGUUGAAUUUGUUGGAAGAUGUUGAAAAAUAUUUUUUCCGAAAUUCUGAAGAGGAGAAGCAAACUACAUUAAACGAUUGCAAACUUGGCAUUACUAAUAAGAAGCCGCGAAGUAAACGAACUUCGAAGCAGUGUGCAUGGUCAAUGAAGGAGUUUAUGUUUCCGGCAAUAGAAAAUCAUCCUGAAAUGAGUUUGGUACAUUUUUCAAAAAGGAGAUGUACGCAUUGUGGAAUGGAUAGCACCCCACAAUGGAGGAUUGGUCCAUUGGGUCCGAAGACACUGUGUAACGCUUGUGGUGUAAGGUACAAGACUGGAAGGCUGGUGCCGGAGUAUCGGCCGGCUGCCAGCCCUAGUUUUGAUGAGAAAAGGCAUUCAAAUUUUCCUAAGCAGAUAUUGAAAAAGAGGGCCAAUUUGAACUGA
This is a messenger RNA of Dovyalis caffra, 597 nucleotides long. The record is from the annotation of a GenBank genome assembly. Lineage: Eukaryota; Viridiplantae; Streptophyta; Magnoliopsida; Malpighiales; Salicaceae.